Molecule: messenger RNA, 1143 nt
Organism: Pseudocercospora fijiensis CIRAD86
Lineage: Eukaryota; Fungi; Ascomycota; Dothideomycetes; Mycosphaerellales; Mycosphaerellaceae
Exons: 5
Coding region: 1-1143 (380 amino acids)
Source: RefSeq, a predicted model, not a curated record
AUGCCGUCGCCGUCCGUGUCUGGAAAGUCAACUCCGCACUUGGAGCCAACACCACGCAGUCUAACGUGGCCACCGACAACCGUGCGCCUUGCAGUCACUGAUCGACACAAAUCACCUAUAUCUCAAUCACCACCCGCCGCCACCAUGCCACGCAUCCAGAAGAAGUCAUAUCAUGAUCCAUUCGAGGAUGAAAUCGAUCGAGACCCAGCCGCUCACUUUUUGUCACCCGUAUCCAUGUGCGAAUAUGACGACUGGGCCGAUGAUUCAGACGACGAGGCCGACGAGGUAGAGUGGGAUGCUGGCAUCACCGACUUCUCUCUUUUCCAGCAUGAACGACGUCAAGCUCAGCAACGACACGAACAAAUAUCCGAUCGAUGGCAUUCCUUGCUGUCUAGCCAAAAGCACGCACUACAACGUGCCGUACAGCGCACUCGCGCCGACUCGGAUCCAACACGCGGCCGAAAUUGGACGCCGUUGAUAGAAGACGUUCCUCAGCUCACUCCGGACAAUUCACCGAAUCUCAGAGACGAUUUCGAUAUUGAAGCCUACUGUGGGCAAAACGCUCGUCGUCCUUCAAUACCAAACUAUCUAAGCCUUGAAGUCACGCCGCCAGAGGAAGAAACCGACGACGACGACGACGAUGACGAAAUCACAGAUUCGGACGACGACGACGACGACGACGAGCUACCAGUAGCUUUCUUGGUCGAGCGUGCACGUGAGCGACGACGUCAAGCUCGAAAAAUGGAGCGACCUGGCAUGCGCUUCAAUCGAACCAUGUCUGGGAGGACCCAUGCCUGGAGAAGACCAAGCUGGCACAUCUACGACGUGGGCGAAGACGUAGAAGCGGAGCGUAAAGCCGAACUCGCGAAUGUCCAGGAGCGCAGAAACGACCAUGAGCAACAACAGCAACGGGCUGGCACAUCUGUGACCAGCAAUUUCUUCCCAAUCAGAUUGCGCUACAGAAUGCGCUUUGGAAAGGAUAGGACGGAUGCAUUGUUUUUCAUUUCUUUGGUUCUUCGAAUGGGAAUGCACGCACAUGAUGACACGAUUGCUUGGGCAUAUGCGAUGGAACAGAACGCUGCAGCUUUCACGAGCGAAUUAUUGCGUGUGGCUUUGUUUCUUUGGGCUUGGGCUUGGGCAUGA